GCGGGAGUCGCCAAUGGGCGAGCGUUACUUACAUAGUAUUACCAGGUGCAGUAAAAAUUUGAUGAGAAGAAUAGUGGUUGUUUGGAAAGUGAGAAAUUUAAUAAUUUUCAAAAUAGGAAAAUGAAGAAAAAGGUGCUGCUAAUGGGAAAAAGCGGUUCGGGGAAGACUAGUAUGAGGUCUAUAAUAUUCGCAAAUUACAUAGCCAGAGACACCAGACGCUUAGGAGCGACAAUCGACGUCGAGCACUCGCACGUCCGAUUUCUAGGGAAUUUGGUGCUAAACCUGUGGGACUGUGGAGGCCAAGAAGCGUUCAUGGAAAACUAUUUCGCGUCUCAGCGAGACAACAUAUUUAGGAACGUCGAAGUGUUAAUUUACGUCUUUGAUGUAGAAAGUAGCGAGCUUGAAAAAGACAUGCACUAUUAUCAAUCCUGCCUGGAAGCAAUAAUACACAAUUCUAGGGAGGCUAAAAUUUUUUGCUUAAUUCAUAAAAUGGAUUUGGUUGCCGAGGAUCAACGGGACAUCAUAUUCAAAGAGAGAGAGGCCGACCUUAAACGCCUGUCUAAACCUCUGGAAUGCACGUGUUUCAGAACAUCAAUUUGGGACGAAACACUUUACAGGGCCUGGUCUAGUAUAGUUUACACCCUCAUACCCAAUGUCAAGGAGCUGGAAAACAGUUUACAGCAAUUUGCUAAUAUUGUGGAUGCCGACGAAGUACUUCUGUUUGAGAGGGCCACAUUUCUAGUCAUAUCCCAUUGUCAAAGAAAAGAACACAGAGAUGUUCACAGGUUUGAAAAAGUUUCAAAUAUAAUUAAGCAAUUCAAGUUAUCUUGCUCCAAACUGGCCGCCCAGUUUCAUAGUAUGGAAGUAAAAAAUUCCCAAUUCGCUUCUUACAUCGAUAUAUUCACCAGCAAUACUUAUGUAAUGGUUUGCAUGUCGGAUCCUCAAAUCCCCUCCGAGGUUAUGUUGAUCAACAUUAGGAACGCCCGUAAACACUUCGAAAAGUUGGAAAAGGUGUCAAAUUCAGCUGCCGUAGCCCGUUAAGUUAGCCAAUUUUAAGUUGUAUAUAUUUAUAUAUAUAUAAAGUACUCGUAUUGUUA
Molecule: messenger RNA, 1097 nt
Organism: Cylas formicarius (sweet potato weevil)
Lineage: Eukaryota; Metazoa; Arthropoda; Insecta; Coleoptera; Brentidae
Gene: RagA-B
Product: ras-related GTP-binding protein A
Exons: 3
Coding region: 121-1041 (306 amino acids)
Biological process (GO): regulation of autophagy; positive regulation of TOR signaling; cellular response to amino acid stimulus
Cellular component (GO): Gtr1-Gtr2 GTPase complex; lysosome; nucleus
Molecular function (GO): GTPase activity; GTP binding
Source: RefSeq, a predicted model, not a curated record